AAUAACUCUCGAUUUUGCUAAAUUGUAUCAACAAAUGCGACUGAUCCACGUUUUAUCACUAGCUUGUAUCCCUGUAGAAUUAUUCCAACAACUGUUUGUUAUUCGUUCGCCUGAUCGAUGUUUUACGCGACGCUGAAUGUAAUGACCUGAUCAGUCAAACAUCAAAAUGUCAGAAUACACAGAGACGUCACCUUCUGAUGAUGCAAAUGACAUGCCAGUAAUGCAAGUGACAGAACAUGUCUUACUGGUUGAUAAAAAGAAUACAAAAUAUGGGGCUGAUGAACAAGAAAAGCCAGUUAUUAUACUGCCGGUCAAAAAGAGGAAAGUUGAAACUGUUAAACGACAAAGGGCCAAAAAUAUCGGUGUGUCACAGAAGCAGUGUAAGCUGUCUUUUCCACCAUGCAGGGUUUGUUUGGGACCAGGAACUGGGCUUCAUUAUGGUGUAAAUAGUUGUGAGUCCUGUAAGUCGUUUUUUCGAAGGUGCCUUACUCGAAAAGAAGAGUACAAAUGCUCUAAAGAUAAAAACUGUCCAGUGACUUCACAAGUUCGUGGGAACUGUUCUGGGUGUAGGUAUAAACGAUGUCUGGAAGUUGGAAUGUCUCGGGAAGCUGCUUGUCUAGGGCGCUAUACAUUGUCGCGUAGAACUAAGACGAUAAUGGAAGCGAAGGGAGAGGAAUAUAUAGAGACAAAUAAGUUUUCUCAUGGUGCUAGAAAUGACCUUUCCACACGUAGCAACAGCCCUGGUGAUAUUCUGUUACAGCCGUCUCGACAAGACAUUCCUUUUCAGUCAUCACCAAUAAUUGAAGUGGUGAUGGACGAGAAAUCAGAAUUAUCUGUAAAAGUUAUCAGACCAGACAUUUCACAAGCUUAUCUCGAGGAGCUUGAACUGAUUGAAAAACUGGUUGUAUCAAUGGAGCAGGUUCGACCAUUUGGAAGUAUAGUCUCUGACAUACAGAUAAAGGCCAAGUUGAAGGAAGAUUAUGACAACUUCAUGGCUAAGGCACAAGUGUUUGGCAAAAUGAAACCAGUUCCUCAAGAUGAGUACUUCGCUCUUCUAGAAAGUACAGGAAUUGACAUCGAUGGGCGUCAGGAAUUUCUACGGCAGUCGGCCAUGUCUUGCCAACCUGUACUCCACAGUUACAUUGCAUUCGCCAAUAUUGUCCCAGGUUUCUCUUCGUUGUCGCUUGAAGAUCAGUGUAGCCUAUUGAAGACCUCACACUUUGAAGUGUUCUUAUUUCUGACUUACAAAGGUUACGACCCCAACCUUCAAAUGAUACUGACAGAGACUGGGAAAGCCUACCACAUUGACCAAGCAGCUGAUAUCUUCUAUUCCCGCAAUCUCAUAGAUUCUAUAUUUGAUGUGUGCAAGAAAAUUCAGGCAUUAGAUCUGACGAAAGAGGAGACAGCUUUGUUGUUGGCAAUAGCAGUGACAUUUGGUGACAGAUGUCAGCUGGAAGAUUCUACUAAAGUUGAUGAAAUUCAGCUGAGGGUUGUGCAAAUAUUCAGGUCAUUCUUAAAAAGCUCUAGGCCAAAUGAUUCUUCAAAGUUCUUUACCAAAAUUGUUGACUGCUUCAUUGCCAUGAGAGCAGUCAAUGACCAGUACUUGAAAGAAUAUGGAGUGAUAUGCCAAGACAAGCUUGUGCAAAAAGAGGCCCCAAUAUGGCUGGCGUAUAUUAACGCAAAAACAGUACAACAAGGCAACCAAGAGGCACAUUCAGACUCAGUUUCUGGAGAGGAGCAAACUACGAAUGAAGAAAGCUAGUAUUUGUGUGAUUGUAACACCAUCUUGUGUAUGUAUUUAUAGGGUUUUAGCUAAAAUAUUAUGGAAGAGGGCUGCACCCUGUCCUUUUUUGGUAGCGUCCACCUGCCCUCAUGGAAACCAUCAUCAGUAGCCUCCUGACUUCAAAGAAUUAAAUGCUUAAGAUAUUAAAUGAAUUCAUAUAAAAUUGACAUAUUUGGCAGUUAAAACCUAAUCAAGCACAAUUCCUACUUUUUUGUGAAAUUCAUUAAGUGCAAACUCUUUACUGCCAGACACAAUGUGCCAUUUUCUCCCUUAGCACUCUGUCCUAUUUCUGCAGCACACUGUCUUUUUUAGAACUUGGCUAAAACCUUACUGUGUAUAUUUUUAUGUAUUGUAUAAAAUACAUUUAUUACGCAUUUGCAUUUUAAACUGAAAAACUGUACCUUCAUGUAUAUUGUAUUCUUUUAAAAACAUCUGUUAUGGGAUGGAUUCCCGUGAUGAACUGUUAUCUUUGAUGCCAUUCAUGAAAAUUUCGUUACCCAAUGAUAUUGGCCCGAAUGUUCAGAACUUUGUUAACAAUGUUAUAAACAACAUCAUUAUUAACUUUUUCAGGCAAAUAUUUUAGGAUGGGGGUCAUAGAUUUAAAUAAAACUACCGAGGGGGGGGGGGAUACAGCUAAAACAGUUAUCUCAUAUCUGGGUAGGAACAGUGAGGACUGUAAGCAUCUCUGUGAAACUUCCUGAGGAUCAGUAACAAUUUGAAUGUUAACAACGAUGAUGAUAACAAGGUUAACGAUGUUGUUAAUUCUAACAGAGUCCUGAACAAUCAGCCCAAAGAUUGUUAAGUUUAGAUUUGUCUUUAAGGUGUUUUUCUUUUUUUUCAACAUUUGAUUAGUUUGAUUUUGUACUACAUUUUAUUCAUGCUAAGUAGAUAGUCAUUUGAGCAGUAUUGUUUUUGUUUUGUUGAUAAUUAUAUCAAUAUGUAUUGGGGCUUCCAUUGAAGGUUGGUCCCAAAAUCAGCAAAUAUUUUUUUUUUUUAAAAACAAUCCUGAAAUUGUCAAUUCAAGCUCAAGUAUUAGGCCGAUUAUAAAUACAUAGUUUUUUAUGAUUUAAAGAAUACUUCAUUGCUGUCUCUGAUGAGUCUCCACGUUCAAAGCGCAUAAUGUUGUGUAUAUUUAGUAUGGGAAGGUCAUGUGAUUAGAAUGAAUACAUAAACUGAUGCUAUUUUUAAAUUAACUGGUAUUUACAUGGUAGACAAUCCCAGUAAAUUUCGCAUUGGAAAAAUAGGCAAAAACUGCGGAAGAUUUUUGUGUCGCAAGAGAUGUGAUACAUCAGUAAGUAAUAUUCGAUGCGUUGUACACAACAAUGUCAAGUUUAUGUAAGUUUUUGUCAAUUUUCUUUUUUUCUUGGAAUUUUAUCCUCUUGUGUCUAGUCCCUUUAAGAAGUUGAAAUAGUUAAAGUAAGAACUUCAUUGCCAACCAUUUUUGAAGUUCUUUCGGAAAUUAGGUUGUUUAAGUAUCUCGAACAAUAAGAUUUGUCCAAUACAGUUCAAUUAUUCUGAUAUAUAAUGAAAGAAUUUGCAUUAAAUCAUGCUCAGUUUAUGAAAAAAAUAAUUUUCAAUUGAAAUUUAUUAAUAAAUUUAGUUUAUUUUGAUAUUAUGUUGACACCAGGUUUUGAUAUUUUAAACGUCCAACCUUUCACUUUGGGAAGUUUCAUCCGAAAUGCAGUUAGUUUUUGUACUUCCAAGAACUCAAGUUUGGAAGUUUUAACCCACUUUUUGGGAGUAAUGUAUAAUUUCAAACUGAGUACGUAAUGUAUAAUUUCAAAGUUCCUUGAAUGGAAGCCCUGAUGUAUAAUGUACAUUAUUACAUCUGAUUUUUCCGUGUGACAGAUGUCUACCUAAAUUACUGCAAUAAUUUAUAUCUUUUUAUUUCAUGUUUUUAGUGGUUUAUUGAACAAUUUUGGUGGAUUAUAACCUUAUAAACUUGAUCGUAUAAUGAUAAGCAUGCCAUUCAAAGAGUGGAAGUUUAUCUCAAUAUUAGGAAACAUUUCUGUUCUCAUUUUAGGCUUUUUCACUGCAGAAAACCACCAUACAAUCAAUCGCACACAGAGCUUAAGGAAGUUUAUCAAUGACAUCAUUUUGUGAAUGACCCUCUUUGGUAGAAGAUUGAUUAUUCUGAUAUCAGUUAUUUAUUAAAUUCAAUUAAUAAAAAUGCAUGAAAUAAAAAAGUAAAAGAAAAAUUCUGUUUAAAAUUACAGUACAGUUCACACCAGGACACUGAAAGAAAAUAUUUAAGUGGCUUAGUUACUACAUGUAAGUUAAUUGCUAUUUGAACUUUAAAUACAUAAGGAAAACGAAAUAUGAUGAUUAUGUUAAACAUAUCACAGUGAUAAGAUAAGCAAUUAAUUUUAUAAAUGAUAAUAAAAAAAAUAUUAGAAAAUUGAAAACAGGGAUUAAACCCAUGUCCUUUUGGUCUGCAGUCUGGUGCCAUGUCCACUAGCCCACAGUAUAAAAAAAUUUGAUGAAGUUAAUGAAUCUUAUAAUACGAUUUAAAAAAUUAUCAACUCAAGUUGUUUAAAUUUGAAUGUUUAUUGUUAUUGUUUUCAAAAAACUGUUGUGGCUAGUUGUAGAUGCGUUAAAAGAGUUUUCUGUUUUGUUGGAACAUUUUAUUAGUAUGUAUGGUAGUCGGCUAUUUAGAAGCUUUCAAGAGGCCUCAUAAUCAACUUGUUAUGUACUUUUUAUUCUUUUCCUAAUUAUAAACAAAUUAACUCGCAAAAGCUGACUAUGCCCCUUUAAGUCUGAAACAUAGAUUGGAGUCCAGUUAUUUAACUGUAUAAAUAUCUUAUAAUAAAUAAUUAAUUGAUUACAUUUCAUCCAGGUACUUUUAUUAUGAUUAUUCUUUUCGCAUUAUACUUUGUUGUAAAAUAUUGUAUUUUGGUGAAAACUAUAGAACUGAAGAACCUUGUUGUUUUUUUAUGAUUAUGAUUGUAAUUGGUUAACUCAUAUGUGAUUUAUUUGUGAAAUGGUGAAUGAAUUUCUUACCAAUAUGAAUUGCACUAUUAUUUGAUUACAUAACUAUGGGAGAAGCUCAAUAGUAAACCUAUAAUAAGGAUGACUCAUCAUGAUUAAGCAAAUUAUGCAUAGAGCCACGCCUACGGUUUGCUUACGCCUACGGUUUGCAUAUGCAAAUUUGCAAUUUCAGUGUCAACACUGGUCCCAAUUUCUCGAAAUGUCUUAAGCUUAACAGACUUAAGUAGCGAAUUUCAAUAAGCCGAAAUACAUUCUAAAAUAUGUUUUCAUAAAUACAAAAUGGUUUAAUGUAAUUAUCUGAAGGAUAAUUCCUAUUUAAAGUCCAAAAUCUCUUAGCGAAGUAAAUAUAUCGCGAAUAAUAGACAAAUAAAAAUUGUGAGCUUAGCUAGAUCCUGUUAUGAAGUUUUAAGAAAUUGGGGCCUGAUUUAAAUGACCUCUCAAUGGGCCGAUUGCUCAGAACUUUGUUAAAGUUAGCAACGUUUCAAAGUCAUCGUUGUCAACUUCAAGAUUAAUGGAUAUGCCUGUGAUCAUAGUGUUCCUGCCCAUUGUCUUAGUCAGACCACUUUUUCAGCUUAACUUGUUUUAUUUUAAUAUAUUAACACAUGAUGAAAUAUUUCUCAUUUAAAAGUUAACAAUUAUGUUGUUAAUCACUUUGUUAGAUUUAACUUAGUUCUGAACAAUCAGUCCAAUAUCUUGCAGUGAUUGAAAGGUCUUUUUGACACCAGGCGCAUGGCUUAAUUUUAAAGCUGAUACAAUUUGAAAGGGCUAACACUAAGUUGGUUAGAAUUUAUUAAGGUAUUUCUUCUUGAAUUAGAAAACACUGUCUCUUAGCUGCGCUCUUUUUCCUUAGGUUACUUAAUCAAAAAGAAAUUACUUAAAGAUAGACUCUUACUGGACCCAGAUAAGAUUAAUAUUUCAAAAAAGAUGAAUAAAAUGUCGAAAACAAUGGGUCUUAUGAAGGAUACUGAGUUUAAUUUGAAUGAAAUGUUUAAUUUGAAUGAAAUAAGCUUAAAACAUGGUAUUUCUACCUCAAGAGACUGUAGUAGACCACAGUAAAUCUUUUAGCAUUCACCAAUCAUUUAAUAUUUUUGCGCUUUCUGCUUACACGGCUACAAUCUUGUUAUCAGUAAUUAAUAUUUUCAAUAAAUGCAUUAUUUAGUAAGUAGUUAAAAGGUUUAUCAGUCAAUUUGAUGUUUGUUAUAUAUGUGUAUGUAUUGAUUUUGAAUACGAUUUUUAAGAGUAUCAUUUUAAUAAACUCUAACCUAUACACACACUUGAAACUGUCACUGAGACUCCGGAAUAUUUGUUAAAUUGUAUUUAGAGGCUUUUCCACAAGAAUAGAAAUUGUUGCGGUUUAAUCAUCCUUGUAUUAGUUCAAUGUUUCUGUUGUUAUAUACAUCAGAUUUCUAAUGCUUGGCAGACAAAUUAUAUUAAUUUCCAAUAAACAAUGUAUCCGACAGCUUAUAUGUAACAUGUAGACAUUAGCCUUUCAGUUUCAUGCUGUCAAAUUUAAUUGCCUUAUUUCUUUCAAAGGGACUUGUCCACAGACUUUGUUGGCAUUGAGUUAAUAUACUCUGACCUAUAUAUUUAUAACACUUUAUAUAACAAAAAACAUUAAUGGCAAUGGCAGUUACACAUUUCAACUGAUUUUUUUUAAUGCAAUUUUGAAAUCUUUCAAUUUUGAAUAGCUUGUCUAACAUUUUUUAGUGUAUUUAAGCUUUUUUUUUACAUUUUUAAAUAUUUUUUAACAGUAGAGCUUUGCUUUAAAUUUUUGAUGAUGUUUUAUCACUGAAAGAAGCACUUUAAAUUCUUUCAGUUUCACACCAUUUUCUAAAUCUCACACCAUUUUCUUUUAGUUAAUUCACACCCUUUUUCUCAAAUUUCACACCAUUUUCUUCAAAUUUCAUACAAACAUAUACGGUAUUCGAUGUCUGACCCCAUUAUAAAAAGUGAACGAGUCCCUUUGACUUUUUUCUUACCUCAUCUGUUAUUUCGAGUUCUGAAGUCAAUUUACAUCUACAUAUAAACUUACCGGUGAAUAACAUUACACACACGCAACAAUUAACUUCAGAUGGCUUAUUGUACAGGUAAAAUUUAACUUCUUGUUCGAUUUAUAUUCCAAUAUUUGUUUUAAAAUUAUGUGCUGUUUUGAUAUAUAUUUGCCUUUUCUAUUGAAGAUAAUUUUAUGCCAUUAAAUUUGA
Messenger RNA from Mya arenaria, 6972 nucleotides. RefSeq names its product vitamin D3 receptor-like. Gene Ontology annotation, biological process: regulation of DNA-templated transcription. Bases 167 to 1762 code for a protein of 531 amino acids. The record is from RefSeq and is a predicted model, not a curated record. Gene Ontology annotation, molecular function: sequence-specific DNA binding; zinc ion binding; DNA-binding transcription factor activity. The transcript is spliced from 2 exons. Lineage: Eukaryota; Metazoa; Mollusca; Bivalvia; Myida; Myidae.